Molecule: messenger RNA, 1132 nt
Organism: Carassius carassius (crucian carp)
Lineage: Eukaryota; Metazoa; Chordata; Actinopteri; Cypriniformes; Cyprinidae
Product: DNA-binding protein RFXANK-like
Exons: 9
Coding region: 462-1073 (203 amino acids)
Biological process (GO): regulation of transcription by RNA polymerase II
Cellular component (GO): nucleus
Molecular function (GO): protein binding
Source: RefSeq, a predicted model, not a curated record
GAUGGACUACUGUUUGUAUAUGUGGUAAAUCGGACAUUAUUCACUGUCGGACAUGACGCAUUCCUACAGUCAGCGUUCUCUCGUGGUACUUGCGUUUUUAGGGAUUUUAUCCGCAAUAAUGUCCCUGUUGUCCGUCAUUUUGCUCUUCCAGCUCCAAACACAAGAGGCUGUUAUAAAGGAUUCUCGGGUCGAAUGAGGUCACAGUUAAUGUCCGUUUCUCCGGUCCUCUCAGCCUCGUCUCUGACACUCAACUUGAGCUCAGUUGUUGUGUGUUUGCUUCACAGCUAUCUCGCUACUGAAAUAAACCGAGGAGAACCAGACACACAAAGCCAUGCUCCUUGACUUUGUUUCAAGCACAGGCCAAACCCUGGAACGGGGUCAACAGUGAGAUGAGAUCUGUACUUUCUCGUAAAACCACAAUCGAGAAUUCAACUUUAGUAUGAAUGGUUUAAUAAGUGAUUAUGGAAAACCGACAUGACGAGAAUGCUGUAAACCAUUCGACCGCUCUGACGAAUAAACAGCGUGGGAAUGAGGUCACAGUCCGACCGGCCACUUUAGACAACCUCUCAAUUCAUCAGCUGGCAGCCCAUGGAGAAAUUUCACAACUGGAGGUACAUUUGUCCAAAGACAGCUCUCUGCUUAACAGUCAAGAUGAGCGAGGUUUCACACCACUAAUGUGGGCUGCUGCAUUUGGAGAGAUAAUGAUGGUGGAGUUCCUCCUUCAAAAGGGAGCAGAUCCGAGAACAGUGGCUCGGGAACGAGAAAGUGCCCUGUCUUUGGCCAGCGCAGGAGGAUUUGCAGACAUUGUUAAUAUUCUCCUACAACAUGGCGUUGAUAUCGAUUCCUAUGACUGGAAUGGUGGGACCCCUCUUCUGUAUGCCGUUCGUGGGAAUCACAUAAAAUGUGUUGAAGCUCUCUUGAGAUGUGGGGCAGAUAUCACAUUUGAGGCAGACUCUGGCUACAGUCCUGUUGCUCUCGCUGUCGCAUUGGGCCACAAAAAAGUGCAAAAACUGCUUGAAGAUCAUAUUUUGGAGCUGUUUCGGGGACCAGUUUCAGUGUCUGACAAGACAUGAAGCAGAGGACUGCUCUUACAAGACUUUACAAUUAUCCUGCAUAGUUUAUAGUUUUACUU